Molecule: messenger RNA, 1548 nt
Organism: Trichoderma atroviride IMI 206040
Lineage: Eukaryota; Fungi; Ascomycota; Sordariomycetes; Hypocreales; Hypocreaceae
Source: RefSeq, a predicted model, not a curated record
AUGGACUCUGAGUCAGAAACUUUCAAAUUUUGCAUUAUCAUUGGCGCUGGUGUGGGUGGUCUUGUGCAGGCGGCGGAGUUGCUACGAAAGAAGGUGUUACAGCCGCAAGACUUACAAAUCCUCGAACGACACAGCGAUUACGGGGGCGUUUGGAAAGCUGCAACUUAUCCAGGUGCUGCCUGUGAUGUAUUUAGUUGCACCUACCAGGUCAGUUGGCAUCGAAAUCCAGACUGGAACUAUCUUUUCCCCACGGCUUCAGAACUCGUCCAAUACUACCAAAACUUUGCCAAAUACUACAAGAUUACCGACUGUACAACUUUUGGCCAGAACGUUACACAAGCCACUUGGUCUGAAGAGCGAUCGUUGUGGGUCGUGGACGUUAAAGAUGCCCAAUCUGGAGUAUGCAAACGUUGGACUUGCCGUGUUCUUAUACAGGCUGCCGGAACGUAUAAUCGGACGAGCACACCACAAAUUCCGGGAAUGGACCGUUUCACGGGCAACAUGUGGCAUGCUUCAGAGUGGCCGGCGAAGUACGACUUCACCGGCAAGUCUGUGGCGUAUGUCGGAACUGGCCCAACAUCUGUCCAGGUACUGCCGUACAUUCAAGCACAAGCAAAGUCGGUCAGUGUAUUUUGCCGAAGCAUGACUUACUGUCAUCCGUUCAGCAACUUUAAAUAUCCAGCUUGGAUUAAAUGGGCAUUCCGCUGGAUCCCUGGCUUUCUUGCCUUAUACGCCUUCAUGAUUGGGAAUCUUUUUGGUCUAUGGGCGUAUUUCGCCUUUCGACCUGCAUCUUGGAUGGCGAAGAAUACGGAACGCUAUUGUCGCCGCACUUUGGAGAAACAAGUGCCUGAUGAUGUUCUGCGUCAAAAGUUAACACCGGUCGGGCGAUUUGGGUCUAAGAGGCCACUGGUGUCUCUCUCGGGAUUCUUUGAGACGCUUCAGAAGGAUAAUGUUGAAGUGAUUAAUUAUUCCAUUAUUGCGGUGGACGAAUACGGUGUUAUUACAAAGCGACCACACACAGACGAUAAUUUGCAUAUUAAAGCAGAUGUUCUCAUAUGGGGAACUGGAUUUAAAAUGCAAGGCUGGGGCGGAGCAGUGCCUACAACAGGUCGUGAUGAUCAAAUUCUCAGCGAUCAUUGGAAGAGUUCGCCUAAUGCUUUAUAUGGGACUAUGACAUCAAAGUUUCCCAACCUCAUCUUCAUGAACGGCCCCAAUACUACUACGCCCUGGUCAAGUUUGAUCCGAGGGUUGGAGAUGCAAGCAGCGUUUAAUCUCAAGAUCAUUCGACGCAUUUAUCAACAGUCUGUCACGCUUCCACGUUAUACUAUAGAACCACGCCGUGAAGCAGAAGAAGCUUGGACAACAUCCAUGCAGCCGGAGCUCAAUAAACUGGCUACUAGCCCGGAAUAUGGACCUGCUUUUUAUUAUUUGAAUGAAAGCGGACAAAAUACUUUCUUCUUUCCGUGGGCACAGCGAUAUUACCAAUGGAGGACGAGAAAGUUGAAUAUCGUGGAGUACGUUGAAUCGGGGUUAUCCAAAUCAGAGUAA